This is a messenger RNA of Coffea arabica (coffee), 1495 nucleotides long. RefSeq names its product phenylacetaldehyde reductase. NCBI's taxonomy places the organism in Eukaryota, Viridiplantae, Streptophyta, Magnoliopsida, Gentianales, Rubiaceae. The record is from RefSeq and is a predicted model, not a curated record. Gene Ontology annotation, molecular function: oxidoreductase activity, acting on the CH-OH group of donors, NAD or NADP as acceptor.
ACGCACAAAGGUUGAAAGCAAUGCAGAAGACAGUGUAUGUAACAGGGGCUUCCGGCUUCAUAGCAUCAUGGCUUGUCAAGUUCUUGCUCCACCGUGGUUACAUUGUCAAGGCAUCUGUCCGUGACCUCAUAUACAGGUUCAACUACUGGAAUUGUCUCCCAUGUGAUGUUAAUCACCAUUGACGUCAUUGAUAUUCCCAAACUACCAUCCUUUUCUAAUUCUUGAAGCCAUCAUGUUGUCCAAUCUUCCAGAUGCUUGCGGUGUCUUACUAGUUAGAGAUGAUCCAAAGAAAGUGGCACACCUGCUUGCACUUGAUGGAGCGUCAGAGAGACUUCAGUUGUUCAAAGCAAACCUACUGGAAGAAGGUUCCUUUGAUGCUGCAAUUGAUGGGCGUGAUGGUGUUUUCCAUAUAGCAUCUCCUUUCCAUGACCCACACAACGAUCCUCAGGCUGAAUUGAUUGAUCCUGCUGUAAAAGGGACUCUGAAUAUACUUAAAUCAUGUGCAAAAUCACCAUCUGUUAAAAGAGUGAUUUUGAACUCCUCUUUUGCUUCAGUUGGCUUCAAUGGAAAGCCUCUUACUCCUGACGUGGUGGUUGAUGAGACUUGGUGGACUCUUCCAGAUUUCUGCAAAGAAACCAAGUCAUGGUACAUUCUUGCGAAGACAUUGGCUGAGGAUGAAGCCUGGAAGUUUGUAAAAGAGAAUGACAUAGACAUGGUUGCAAUAAACCCAGCCAUGGUGAUCGGACCUCUGUUACAGCCAACACUUAACACCAGUGGUGCUGUAAUAUUGAACCUAAUAAAUGGUGCAGAAACAUUUCGAAAUUCAACAUUUCCCUGGGUUGAUGUGAAAGAUGUUGCUAAUGCACAUAUACUAGCUUUUGAAAAUCCAUUGGCUAGUGGAAGAUACUGCCUGGUUGAACAAGUGGCACACUACUCCAAAGUUAUGAAGAUCUUGCAUGAACUUUAUCCUUCCUUAAAGCUUCCAGUAAAGUGUGCCGAUGACAAGCCAUUUGUGCCAGGGUAUCAGGUCUCCAAGGAAAAGGCAAAGAGCUUAGGAAUUGAAUUCACUCCCUUUGAACAAAGCAUCAAGGAAACAGUUGAAAGCUUGAAGGAGAAGAAAUUUUUGGUCGCUUCAGUUGCAUUGUGAAUGUACCAAAGUUGAUGAGGAACACUUCAAAUUAUUUCAUUGCCUAAUGAAAAUAUGUUGCACAUUCUUUAUGUGCCAUGGCUCUCUGACUGGCCUUGUAUGCAUAUGCAGGGAUUUAGAAGAAUCUGUGUAUGCAAUAAUGGAGAGUACUCUACUUUUUGGUAUCUUAAAAAUUUGAACUGAAGUUAACAAUUGGUACUACAUUAUAUUUGCUGCUGCCAAUUAAAGCUGAAGCAUGUUUAUGAGUUUGCUUGCGUGCUACAGCUGCAGUUUGACAGGAUUUAUCAAAUAAAGGAGCAGCAUUAAUUGUACUAUUUGGAGUAAUAAAUAAUAUGUCAUUGCACUAAA